Molecule: messenger RNA, 3245 nt
Organism: Phlebotomus argentipes
Lineage: Eukaryota; Metazoa; Arthropoda; Insecta; Diptera; Psychodidae
Gene: neb
Product: kinesin-like protein KIF14
Exons: 4
Coding region: 1-3042 (1013 amino acids)
Biological process (GO): microtubule-based movement
Cellular component (GO): kinesin complex; microtubule
Molecular function (GO): ATP binding; microtubule binding; ATP hydrolysis activity
Source: RefSeq, a predicted model, not a curated record
AUGUCUUGCCGAAACACCCCGCGAACACCCAAAAAUCCCAUAAGAAAUGCAACGCCGAAAUCUUCAAGCAAGCCACCGCGGAAACGCGAUUUCUCGAGUGAGUCGGGAAAACUCCUCAACACGGCCUUCUCAGUGGAGAACAGGAGUGCCAAGAAGAGGAUCCAUCUUCCUCCAGCCACGGACUCCUUCACCACAUCGACGACUACGCCUAAGCGCGAGAAUCCGCGGUAUUUCUUCACUCCGGAGUGUUUUGCCAACGUCUCGAUGGACGCUUCCGGGAAGGUGGCCGGGAGGACUUCGGCUGGCCAGGAGGAGGGCCAGGAAGUGAGCAAUCUCACUGUGGCGGUGAGAGUGCGACCGAUGAACAAGCAGGAGCUGACGAUGUCUGGCGUGGGAAAUGUGAUCCAGGUGGAAAACAAUGAGGUCACUGUUCUCGCGGGAACAUCUGCCGACAGCUCGAAUGGUAUCACUCGAGGAUUCGUCUACGACUGCGCCUUCUGGUCGUGCAACUCGCAGCAUCACGGGUACGCGGACCAGAAGGCCAUCUUCGACAGCAUCGGAGCGCCGCUGGUGGACAGAGCCUUCGAGGGAUACAACGUUUGUCUCUUCGCCUACGGACAGACAUCGUCCGGGAAGAGUUACAGCAUGAUGGGCAUUGACACUGGCGAUAGCGAUGUAAUUCACCCCAAUUCCGAGGUCGGCAUCAUUCCGCGCUUCUGCCAUGAGCUCUUUAGGCGAAUCGACGCCAUGGGCGGAAAGAUAAUGGCUGAGGUGGAAGUGAGCUACUUUGAAAUCUACAAUGAGAAGAUCCACGACCUUCUCAGCGUGAGCUCGAGUCGCAACACCACACCGAAUGGGCGGAAGAGCGCUCUGAGGGUGCGAGAGCACGCCUUGUGGGGACCGUAUGUUGUGGACUUGUCAGCUCAUCCGGUGGACUCGUAUGCGGCGCUGAAGACAUGGAUGAUUCUGGGCAACAGUCAGAGAGCCACGGCGGCCACUGGUAUGAAUGACAAGAGCUCAAGGUCUCACUCCAUCUUCAACAUUGUCCUGAAUCUCUGGGAGCGCGGCGACGAUAAACGCCAACAGACUCGACGCAGCAAGAUUAGUCUGGUGGAUUUGGCUGGCAGUGAGCGCAUGAAUCCCACCUGCACGAGUGCAGAUCGGCUCAAGGAGGGCAUCAGCAUCAACAGAAGUCUCCUGACCCUCGGGAAGGUCAUCGCAGCGCUGGCGACAUCGAAGAAGGGCUCUCUCGGGCACAUUCCCUAUCGCGAAUCCGUGCUCACGUGGCUACUCAAGGAGAAUUUGGGCGGAAAUUCGAAGACCGUGAUGUUGGCCACGAUAUCACCGGCCAGCAUUCAUUUGGAGGAGACUCUGGCGACGCUGCGAUACGCCUGCCAAGCGCGUGCUAUCGUGAAUCGCGUGAAGGUGAAUGAGGAUCCGCAUGACAAGAUCAUCAGGGAGUUGAGGGCUGAGGUGGAGCGAUUGCAGGUGUUGCAGCAGGAUUACGAGCGCCAACAGCAGAGGAAUGCAGUGACGGAGACUGGAGCUGUGCGGCACAUUGUGAUCGAGACGAGUGGCGGCGUAGACGAGCGCGAACUGGAAAAGCUGAGGAAGGAAUUGAGUCAGUCGAAGCAGGAGCUGGCCAAGGCCCAGAGAUCCUGGAUGGAGCGUCUUCGUGAGGCAGAAUCAAUGCGCAAGAGCGAAAUGGAGGUACUUAAGCGGAAGGGAUUGACUCUGGGAUCGGAAGUGUCGAGGAAAGAGACGUGCCUGGUGAAUCUGGAUCCAGAUCACAUACUCUCGGGCACACUGGUGUUCAGACUUCCGCUGGGGAAGGUGAAAUUGGGCAGAAAUCACCCCACGUCGAAAGAGCAGCCAGAUAUUGUCUUGGAAGGUCCUUUGGUGUCGUUCAACCAUUGCGCGUUCGAGAACAAUGCCGGCAUCCUCUAUUUAACACCACUUUCGCUGGACUUUGAGACGUUCGUCAAUGGACAAUUGAUUGAUGGCCGAACGGAGCUUCACCAUGGCGAUCGCGUGAUUAUCGGUGGAUCACACUACUUUCGUGUGUCGAAUCCCGCUGAAGGACGUCCUGAUGAGGCGCUCUUUGACUUCCAUCAGGCUCAUCUGGAGUUCCAGUUGGAGCAGGAGAAGAGACUGCGCGAGGAGGUGGACGCGGAGAAGCGGAACGCCGAGAGAGAAAUGCAGAAGGAGCUGGAUUCACUGCAGAGGGAGGUUGAGCGUCUCAGGACACGCAAGGAGUGCGUGGAAGUUGAACUGGAGAUGCUGAAGGAUUGUGCUGAGAGGCCAGAUUUGGAGGUGCAUCGCAAAUCGAAUAUUCUGGCGGAUCUACAGAAUAUCAUGAUGCAUCCCAGUGAGGAUAGUUUGCACAAAAUACAGCUGCAAGUGAAGGAGGCAACGCAGAGAUGCAGGGAUUUCGGAUUGAGGGAAUUUGAGUUCCGACAGAGUCAAGUGUGCGAUGAGUUUGGACUGUUCAAGGCUGUGGUGAAUAUUGUGGACAGGAGGAGCAAGAGGGUAGCAGAUUGGCCACCGGCGCGACUUGAGGUGUGGCUCGAGAUGAUGCGGAAUGCCGAGAUGGAGCCCUCGAGGGUGUUUGAGGUGUUGGACGUGGAAUGGAGGAGCCUCGAUGAGGCGAAUGAGAAUGCUCUGAAUGAGUCCAUCAACUCUGGAAAGAGGAUUUCACUGAGUCUCAGCAGUCGCCUGGGAAACAGAACGCCUCCGUCACGUAUAAAAUCUGCCCUGAGCUCGUCUCACAAGAAAUCUGGAACUCCUUUGAGUGCUCGGAAUCAGACGCCCGGAGACUUCCCGAUCAAAGCCAGACCGUACUUGAAGGACCUCAAUGUGGCCAUGAGCUGCUUGAAGAAUCUCUGCUGUGACGAUCAGAUGAGCAACAGGAGUCGAGAGAUGCUCGGGAUGAUCGAUGAGAUGGAUGAAAUUGUUGGCCGAAUGACUCAUUUGAUCAGAGAGAAGGACAGUGAAGCUAAAACGCCAAAGACGCCCAAAUCCGUGAGGUUUCGCUUCGACUGACUAGGCUAAUGCAUCAAGGAAAUAUAUUUCCCACAUUUACUUACAUCAAUCCAGUCGAAAUCCGUGACUUUUGAACUCAUAUUUGCCAAUUGAACUUUUGAACGCUUAAGAGAAUGGAAUAAAGAUAUGUGAAAUUUACAAAAAUCUGGAUAUUUCUGUGUUGGUGAAAGUGAAAAGUUGCUAAACGGAGGAGAAAUUUGCUC